AUGGAUUUGUCAUCUCCUUCUUGGCUUUCUUCAUAUCUUCUCUUAAACAACUACCUGCCUCCCCCACCCCUUCCCUUUUUCCCUUCUUGCGACGACUCACAGAGAUUAACUUUUAGAAGAAUUAUUCAAAAGGGAACUACAGGGGAGUUCUCUUGCAUCCCCUAUAUUACUGCUUUAUUGAACUGUCUGAUUUGUGUGUGGUAUGGGUUGCCUUUGGUGAGCAAUGGCUGGGAAAACCUUCCCCUUGUCACCAUCAACGCUGUGGGGAUCUUGCCCGAGUUAUCUUUCAUCUUCAUCUAUCUCUGGUUUGCUUCACCAAGAGCAAGGAAACUGGUUUCAUUGAUACUACUACCUGGGAUCAUUGCGUUAUGCAGUGGUGUGGUAGUUUUGUCAAUUACAUUACAAGAUCGCCAUCUUCGAAAGGCCAUGGUUGGGAGUAUUGGACUAGUUGUCUCUAUUGGAAUGUACAGUUCUCCUCUUGUUGUUGUGAAGCAAGUGAUCGAGACAAAGAGUGUGGAAUUCAUGCCUUUCUACUUAUCGUUCUUCUCAUUCCUCACCAGUUUACUUUGGAUGAUGUAUGGGAUAUUGAGUUGGGAUAUUAUGCUCACGGCUCCUAAUCUGCUGGCUUGCCCAGUGGGUCUUGUCCAGCUUGUGCUAUACUGCAUGUAUAGGAAAAAUCAGGGAAUUCCUGAAGAAAGAUACAAGUUGGAUGUAGAGCACAAUGAAACAGAUUUAGAAUCUCAGCAGCCAUUGCUCAUUGAUUGUAAUAACGAAAAGAAAAAGUUUGAAGAUUAAGGUCUU
Telopea speciosissima is the source of this 801-nucleotide messenger RNA. RefSeq names its product bidirectional sugar transporter SWEET3b-like. Gene Ontology annotation, biological process: carbohydrate transport. The coding region runs from base 1 to 795 and encodes 264 amino acids. NCBI's taxonomy places the organism in Eukaryota, Viridiplantae, Streptophyta, Magnoliopsida, Proteales, Proteaceae. Gene Ontology annotation, cellular component: membrane. Gene Ontology annotation, molecular function: sugar transmembrane transporter activity. The transcript has 6 exons. The record is from RefSeq and is a predicted model, not a curated record.